AGCACCAAAACCCUUCUGAAAUUCCCAGCCAAAAACCCCUCCAUAGACUCUUUUCCUGGAGCACCGAUUUGAAUUCUAAAACCCCUAAAUACAUAAAACCCAUAUGUUUGAGAUUCCACACCAGUGAUUUUAUAUUAACGGUCAGAAUUAUGGUAUAUAGCUGAUCGGGAUACUUAAACAAAUUGCGUCAAGUAUGUGCAUACGGUUCAAUAUCUCGAAUACGGGCAAGAAGUUUCUCUUUUUUUCAAUUUGUUGGUUACCUUUCUCAAGCAUCUGUUUGGUGAAAUUCACUUCACUAGUCUGUCGUAUGUAGAAGCAGGAAUUGUUUUUUUUCUUUUCAAUUUGUAGGAUGAUUUUAAAAAUGGUUUCCUAGCUUCUUUGUCACAACAGAAGUAUUUCUGUUCGUUAAAAUUAGUAUAACCCUACUAGUUUGAUGCAGUAUUUUAUCAAUUCAACCCUUUUUAAUCUCUUACACAUUUAGUGUGGUGCUCCCUUGUGAAAUCUCCACUACCUUUUUGCUACUUGAGCUCAUCCCAUCCCUCCAAAAAGUCUCAAUACUGUCUUUAACUCAAUGGAUAAAUCCUUAGUGAAGCUUGAAGUAGAUUUUGAAGACAUGGACUAUGCCAUCGAUUCUUCUUCCCAACAUGGAGUGUCGUUAUUAAGGAAUUCUCAAAGUUUGUAUACACCCAGAGAUUUAGAUCUUGACGAGCAUAUAGCAGACAAUGAAGAGGACGGCUAUGAUCCUCCAGAGGCAAACAGAUUUGCCCUUGACAAGGCCAAAUCACUUUCCUUUGAGACAUCUAUUAUUGAAGGCAAAAAAAAUCAGGGUAAAGACAGUGGCACCGAUUACUUGAUACCAUAUCAUAAUCAUAGGUUAAGAGGUAUCUUGGAAGAGCUCUCGAGCCAGCAUAGAUGGAAGGAAUGCGCAGGAGUCUUGAGCGCGUUGCUGAAAGGAAUGGUCCAUGAUAUCUAUUUUUUUAGGCAUCAAUUCAAGUACUGGGCUGCAAUGGAGACACUCAGGCAGAUUGAUAGUAACCAAGGGAAUGAAAGAAAAUUCAAUCAUCUUUUUGAGCUUUUAUGGAAGAAGCAACCUGAUCCAAAACAUGCUAUUAAUAAGAAGCUUCGCCCUAGCAUACAAUUGGAAAAGGUACUUUAUUUUAUCAGUCAAGGAAGGCUUGAUGAUGCAUCCCUCAAUUCAAAAGAGUAUAUUUCUGAAAGAAGAACAAUUUCGGGAUGACCCAGUGGCAAAUAUGGUCUAUGGAUUGAUUGUGUAUCAGAAGUGGUUUGAUGCUAUUUCCAAAAGAUUACAUCUUAAGGAACAUGACAUGAUUCCUCUAACAGAAGACAUGGAGAUGGAUUCAUUGGACGCUAUUAGCAAGAGUUAUCAGUCGGUCCAGAACUCACAUCCUAAUAUUUCAGGAGAAGAGAAAUUGUUUAUCACGUUGGAUUCUGAUAGCUCUAUUGGCAAUGGGAAGGAAAUUCCUAAGUUACCAGGACAUCAUUCUUCAAAAAAGCAAUGCUGUAGAGGUCCUCUUCAUGGUACAUCUAAGAAAAUUUAUGUGCAAGGGUUUAAUGAAGAGACAGAUGAGGAUGUUUCUUCUCAUGAUUUGGGUGGCGUUUCAGGAAGGAUAACUGUCUUAUGUUCUACUGAUUUGGAUAGGAUAUUAUUUCCCAUACGGCUGCCUGCAACUCAUGAAAAGAUGGAAUACAUGAUUCCGAUGGAAGUGGAUGAAGCCAAAGUUUAUCAUGAGGCUUUGAAGCAUUUUGAAGUUGCACUAUCUUCAUCCCCACCAUUAUUAGCAGCUUUGGUACCAUAUUUACAGCUAUUGCUUGCUAAUGGGCAAGUAAAGGAGACGUUGAAGAAAAUUGAAAACUUAUGCCAGGAUUCAAAUCAUUUAUUACUAUUCAGCUUGAGGGCUAGGCUUGCAGAGUCUUUGACACCAAAACAACCCACAUUACUUGGACGCUGUUAUGAGGAGCUUUUGAGCAAAAAUCCAGCAUCAGAUCAAUCAAUAAAGUGUCUUGUCAAACUGCACAAGAAAGGUAGUUAUCAAACAGACUCUUUGGUGGAAUGUAUAGCUCUUCACUUAGAUGCUGCUCAUGGACAUGCUUAUAUCUGGAGGGAAUUAGCUUCUUGUUUUCAGGAGAUACAAGCUGAAUGGCAGGCUAAGCAUGAGAAUGAUGAUCGAUUAUCCACAGAACAAGGAAAUUAUUCAGAUAUAAAAUAUGGACGCUUAACAUUUUCAAAUCAGCUUCCUAGAAUGUUUUGUAAUUCUCAGUUAAGAAGCAACUGGAUGCUACGCUGCAAAUGGUGGGCUGGAAGGCAUUUUAGCAAAGAUAGAAUUCAUCUAGAACAGCAGGAAGCUGGUAACUGGGAACUUGUGACUUUCAAGGCUGCAUGUGCUACUCACAUACUGGGACCAAAGUUUGGAUAUGUAAAAGAUAUUUACGCUGCACUUGAAAGUAUGGAAGAAACGAAUAUGCUGUCUCUUCUGAAGCCACAUAUCCAUUGUUCUCUUCGAUUAAAGAAACAUCUAUACAAAAGAUGACCACGUGCUAUUGUUGAUAAUCUCAGCACUCAUUGCAUUUUAUAGCUCUGAAGGGAACUAAGCUAGUAAAUGUAAGGCAAGUUUUUAAGCUUUUGGCCUGGCUAUUGGCUAAGUUGGUAACUUGUCUUCAACAGCUGAUGAGUACUUACAAAGUAAGAGUGUAAGAUGAUAUAUUCAUAGUUUUAUUUUUAUAUACUUUCAAGGCUACAUGCGCUAGUCACAUACUGGGACGAACGUUUGGAUAUGUAAAUGAUAUUUACGCUGGACUUGAAAGUAUGGUUGAAACAAAUAUGCUGUCUCUUCUGAAGCCACAUAUCCAUUGUUCUCUUGGAUUUAAAAACACCUAUGCAAAAGAUGACCUACACGUGUCAUUGUUGAUAA
This is a messenger RNA of Cryptomeria japonica (Japanese cedar), 2930 nucleotides long. RefSeq lists its product as uncharacterized. Gene Ontology annotation, cellular component: RNA polymerase I transcription regulator complex. The transcript has 9 exons. Gene Ontology annotation, biological process: transcription by RNA polymerase I. The record is from RefSeq and is a predicted model, not a curated record. NCBI's taxonomy places the organism in Eukaryota, Viridiplantae, Streptophyta, Pinopsida, Cupressales, Cupressaceae. The coding region runs from base 963 to 2549 and encodes 528 amino acids.